AUGUCAAGCAUAGUUUCAAGUCCUGGUAUCAAGGACGCAGAACUAUUGGUGUCAAAGUCGACAUAUCUGAGACCUUAUGUUUGGCCAUUCACCAUCAUCUAUCCCAUCUUUUUACAAUUAUACUUGAACCAUUAUGACACUUAUUUUGGCGGUAGAGAAUGGACUUUUGUCUACACUAUAGCUAUAGUAUCAAUCAACCUAUUAUUCUGGUUAAUGCCUCACUGGAACAUCGAUAUCAAUUCCAAGUUCAACUAUACCAAAGUUGACACGAUUGAAGAUGCAACUUUUAUUAAAAUUACACCAGCACCCAAUUCAGGUGUCGGUGAAAUCAGCUCUAUUAACCGUGAAACUUUCCACGAUGGGGAAAAGCAAACGAGUUUCUUGUACCAAAAGAGAAGGUACUUGUACCACCCUGAAUCAAAAAAGUUUUCUCCACCCGAGUUUUCCUUUGAUUCGUUGCCCAAAUUGAAUGUUUAUCAAGCUACAAAAGGGUUGAGCGGAGAUUUGCAAAAACAGUACAGAAACUAUGGGUUGAACAAGUUUGAUAUUCCAAUUCCUACAUUCUUGGAGUUAUUUAAGGAACAUGCCGUGGCUCCAUUUUUUGUUUUCCAGAUUUUCUGUGUUGCCCUUUGGUGUAUGGAUGAACAAUGGUACUAUUCCCUUUUCUCGUUAUUCAUGUUGGUUUCGUUUGAAAUGACAACUGUUUUCCAAAGAAGAACAACCAUGUCCGAGUUUCAGAGUAUGGGAAUCAAACCAUACGAUAUUUAUGUUCAUCGUGAUAACCAAUGGAACAAAAUCUCCACCACGGAUUUGUUACCAGGCGACUUGGUCUCAAUCACCAGAACUAACGAGGAUAGUGCUUUGCCGUGUGAUUUGCUUUUGGUUGAUGGUUCAGCAAUCGUGAAUGAAGCAAUGUUGUCGGGUGAAUCGACGCCAUUGUUGAAGGAAUCAAUCAAGUUGAGGCCAAGCGAAGACAAUUUGCAACCAGAGGGGUUCGAUAAAAACUCAAUCUUGCAUGGUGGUACCCUGGCCUUGCAAGUGACCAAGCCAGAAAACUCCAUUGUUGGACCUGCUCCUGAUAACGGGUCUCUUGCUGUGGUUACCAAGACCGGAUUUGAAACUUCUCAAGGUUCGCUUGUUCGUACAAUGAUCUUCUCCAGUGAACGUGUAUCGGUGGGAAACAAGGAGGCAUUUUUGUUUAUUUUGUUUUUGUUGGUAUUCGCCAUCAUUGCCUCGUGGUAUGUUUGGACUGAAGGAACAAGAAUGGGUAGAAUUCAAUCAAAAUUGAUCUUGGAUUGUAUUAUUGUCAUCACUUCGGUUGUGCCACCAGAAUUGCCUAUGGAAUUGACCAUGGCGGUGAAUUCGUCAUUAUCAAAGUUGCAAAAAUUCUACAUUUACUGUACUGAGCCAUUUAGAAUCCCAUUAGCUGGUAGAAUCGAUGUUUGUUGUUUUGAUAAAACUGGUACUUUGACCGAUGAGGACUUGGUAUUUGAAGGAUUGGCUGGUUUCAAAGACGAUGAUAUCCAUCAUUUGUACAAAGCUGCUGAUGCCCCAACUACGACUUCCUAUGUGUUGGGGUCGGCCCAUGCUCUAGUUAAGUUGGAUGAUGGUGAUGUUGUUGGUGACCCAAUGGAGCAAGCGACCUUGAGUGCAGCUCACUGGAAUGUUGAAGCCAAUGACACUGUUGAAAGAGUAAAUGGUAAAAAGACGGAAAAGAUUAAAAUUUUACGUCGUUUCCAAUUCUCAAGUGCCCUUAAAAGAUCUUCAACCAUUUCGUCCAUCAAUUCUGUCCCAGGAAAGAACUUUGUUGCUGCUAAAGGUGCACCGGAAACGAUUCGUAAGAUGAUUGUUGAUGCGCCUGAUCAUUAUGAAGAGAUUUACAAAUCUUUCACUAGAUCUGGUUCAAGGGUGUUGGCUUUGGCAUACAAGUACUUGGACACAAAUGUCAAUGUCAAUAAGGUCAAACGUGAAGAAAUUGAAUCGAAAUUACACUUUGCUGGGUUUAUUAUCUUCCACUGUCCAUUGAAGGCUGAUGCGAUUGAAACUAUCAAGAUGUUGAACGAAUCAUCGCAUCGUUCAAUUAUGAUUACUGGUGAUAACGCUUUAACUGCCUGUCAUGUGGCUAAAGAAGUGGCAAUUACCACCAAGGACGUUUUGAUUUUGGAUGUUCCUGAAGAACACCACGAUGCCGAUAGUGCUGACUUGGUUUGGAGAAAUGUUAAAGAAACUGUUGUUAUUCCUGUUAAAUCUACUGAUAAAAUUGAUUUCGCCAAGUUGAAACAAUACGAUAUUUGCUUAACUGGAUACGCAUUGAAUUUGUUGAGUGGACAUGAACAAUUACUUCCUUUGUUGAAAAAGACUUGGAUUUAUGCUAGAGUUUCACCAGCACAAAAGGAGUUUAUUUUAACCACAUUAAAAGAUGCUGGGUAUAACACAUUGAUGUGUGGUGAUGGUACCAAUGACGUUGGUGCAUUGAAACAAGCCAAUAUUGGUGUAGCUCUUUUGAAUGGUACUGAAGAAGGCAUGAACAAGAUUAUUGAAAACAGAAAGAUUGAAGCUACCAAAAAGGUUUAUGAUAAACAAGUACAAUUGUUUGCCAAUUGGGGUAAGCCAGCACCAAAUGUGCCACUGAUUAUUGCCCAUUUGUAUCCCCCAGGACAAAACAACCCCAAGUAUUUAGAAGCAAUGGAAAAGAAAGGUGUGCCAAUUACCGAAGAUAUGAAGCAAGCAGUAGCAUUGGCCAUGAAACAACCAGUGAAAGUCCCUCAACCGGGUCAGUCACCUGUCCCUGCUGAUGGUGGAAAAUUCGCCGAUACGAUUCUUGGUGCAUUGAAUGAUGCCGAAGCUGAAGAUGAAGUUCCAACUUUGAAAUUGGGUGAUGCGUCAGUUGCAGCACCAUUUACCUCGAAAUUGGCUAACGUUAACACUGUUACCCAUAUUAUUCGUCAAGGACGUUGCGCUUUGGUGUCAACUAUUCAAAUGUACAAGAUUUUGGCCCUAAACUGUUUGAUUUCAUCUUAUUCGCUUUCAGUGUUGUACUUGGCCGGUAUGAAAUUUGGUGAUUCACAAGCAACCAUUUCGGGUAUAUUGUUGUCAGUUUGUUUCUUAUCGAUUUCUCGUGGUAAGCCAUUGGAAAAACUAUCCAAAGAAAGACCACAAGAUGGAAUUUUCAACACCUAUAUCAUGGGAUCAAUUUUGGGACAAUUCUUCAUCCACAUUGUCACUUUGGUUUACAUCACUCGUGAAAUCUACAUUGUUGAACCAAAAGAGCCCUCAGUCGAUUUGGAAAAGAAAUUUACUCCAUCGUUGUUGAACACUGGUAUGUUUUUGUUACAAUUAGCCCAGCUGGUUUCUACAUUUGCCGUCAAUUACAUUGGAUUGCCAUUUAGAGAAUCUCUUACCGAUAACAAAGGUAUGUAUUAUGGAUUGUUGGGAGUUGCUGGCUUAACAUUUGCUGGAUCUACUGAGUUUAUUCCUGAAAUUAAUGAAGCUAUGCAAUUUGUGCCAAUGUCGACGGAUUUCAAAGUUAAGUUAACUGGAUCAAUUAUUGUUGAUUUGGUUGCUACUUGGGCAAUUGAAACAGUGUUGAAACAUUUCUUUAUGAAUUCCCAAGCUGCUGAUAUCGCAUUGAGAGAUGAGGAUUUUGAAUCAACUGGUGGAAUUGAAACUGUUGAAGUAGUUGAGGAAAAGAUUGAAGUAGAGUAG
Messenger RNA from Lodderomyces margitis, 3705 nucleotides. RefSeq names its product ion-transporting P-type ATPase (gene SPF1). Bases 1 to 3705 code for a protein of 1234 amino acids. Gene Ontology annotation, molecular function: P-type ion transporter activity; ATP hydrolysis activity; ATP binding. Gene Ontology annotation, cellular component: endoplasmic reticulum membrane. The record is from RefSeq and is a predicted model, not a curated record. The transcript has a single exon. NCBI's taxonomy places the organism in Eukaryota, Fungi, Ascomycota, Pichiomycetes, Serinales, Debaryomycetaceae. Gene Ontology annotation, biological process: intracellular calcium ion homeostasis.